Messenger RNA from Syngnathoides biaculeatus (alligator pipefish), 5317 nucleotides. RefSeq names its product G protein-coupled receptor kinase 3 (gene grk3). Gene Ontology annotation, molecular function: ATP binding; G protein-coupled receptor binding; G protein-coupled receptor kinase activity. Gene Ontology annotation, biological process: regulation of signal transduction; G protein-coupled receptor signaling pathway; protein phosphorylation. Lineage: Eukaryota; Metazoa; Chordata; Actinopteri; Syngnathiformes; Syngnathidae. Bases 1831 to 3942 code for a protein of 703 amino acids. The record is from RefSeq and is a predicted model, not a curated record. The transcript has 22 exons.
GUGUGGCGACAUUAGAUUAGGGUAUUGCCCCGUGCAGUUUGACUGGGCAAUAUUAGCUUAUCUGAGUUGCUUAUCCUCACGGGGGUCGCGGGAGUACUGGAGCCUAUCCCGGCUCACUCCGGGUAGGAGGCGGGGUACACCCUGAACUGGUCGCCGGGCGACCGCAGGGCAAUUUAGUCUGAACAUGUCACCUUUGAAUUGAGAAGAUUACGAUAACAAAAGUGUUUGGAUGCAAAAUGUAGACAAAGCCCCACGGAUGUGACGUCAUCCGAAACGUGUCGGAACCUCGGAGUUGGUCAAGUUUCGCUUUCGUGUGUCAACUACAAGCGCACGGCGCGUGCGUGCGAACGAAGCGAACCGAGCAGUACCGGCCUGGCUCCGCUCCGGCUCCAUCGGCUCAGCCGUUCCGGGUUUUGGCGGCCUCUCUCGCGGCAGUGGGAGGAAGCGGAGCCACCAGAGGCGAGCGCAGCCAGCCAGCCAGCCAGCCAGCCAGCCUGCCGAGUCCCGCUAUCGAGCGAAAGUCGACAAAAACACGGAGGAGGCUGACAUGUUUGCUACCGCAGUCGGCGAGUGCUUUGCUUGGUGAGCCCCAGGGAUACAAGCAACCCCCAGGACGCGCAACACUCGGACGGAGAGAGAUCGCGGGGAACUGGCGGGGCACGAAGCUCAAUCGCCCCGCACCUCCCGUUUUAUUUGACGGGGCGCUGCCACGCCAAGGACCCCGGUGGUCUCCAGAGUGCCUCGUGUAGCGACGUCGCCGCUGCAGUUUGCGCCUUUGGUCGCGGAGGAAGUUGAGCGAGCAAAGCCGCCUACCCUCCCCCAGCCACCUCGAGCAGCCUUCGGCGCGGGCUGCCCCGGCGACGACGCUCCCCUGAAGCUCCGCGAGCCGAGCCGCCAUGGAGGCGCUCGGGGCGCGAUAACGUCUUUUAAGUGGGCGCCUGCGGGUCGUCUUUCGUUCUUAAGGGGAGGAAACCUGCCCGACCUUCCCCUCGAGCGUGAGAGGCACACGUCAACCUGCCGGCUCGCCUAGCCUGUUAGCGCCCAUGCUAACUAGCCAACUUUAUUUAUAAUAUACUCUUCCAAAAAGAACCGCGGCCGCAAAGAAGGUUCCGUGCACAAAAGCAAAUAAAAUACAACCGGAACAUAUUUUUUUACAAGAACGUUGCAUUUGGCUUCCUGGCUAGCUACAUGCUAUCUAGCGCAGCUAACAUCGCCGUCGAGGUUAGCCUCCUGACGCUAGCAUUUUGCAUCCUGACGUGAGCUCGUCAUCCUCGGCGAGCGCCGUAGCGCAGGCGGCCAGGCAGCCUUGGUUGUCCACCGCUCGCGGGAGCUCAUUUCGCGUCGGCGGGGAGCCGCGGGCAGGCAGGCAGGAGUGUAUGUGGAAUGCAAACGAGGCUCGCUCGUUUCCGUUUGCUCGCUGGCAGACAUUUGCAUUGCGACGAGGAGCGUUUUAAAAGAGGCGAAGGGAAGCGAAGCGGCCGUCGGAGGAUAUUCGCAGCUCGUCAGCCGGAACAAAUCUCCCCGCUCAAGGCCGGCGUGGACGUUGUCUUGGAGGGGGAGCACAUGCUGCGUCGAGGCGGGGGGAUCCCUCGGGGAGCCGCGGCGCGUUUGUGACUCUGCCGCGCACUUAAUGGGAUUACGAAGUCGCCGAUUGAACGUUUGACGAUGGCGCUGUGAGGCGGCCGUGGACAAUCACAGGAACCCCCACCCGAGAACCAGCGGGAGCAGCGGGCCCCCGGCAGCCCCCCCACACCCACCCCGGGCCAUUGAUGGUGGUCCCAUCUGGCGUCGGAGGAGCUCCGUGUUUGUGAACGAGUCUCGAUCGCGAAGAUGGCGGACCUGGAGGCCGUGCUGGCCGACGUCAGCUACUUGAUGGCGAUGGAGAAGAGCAAGUCGACCCCCGCCGCCAGAGCCAGCAAGAAGAUCAUCCUGCCCGAACCCAGCAUCCGCAGCGUCAUGCAGAAAUAUCUGGAGGAGCGCGAUGAACUGGCCUUCGACAAGAUCUUCAACCAGAAGAUCGGCUUCCUCCUCUUCAAGGACUUUUGUCUGAACGAGAUCGACGAGGCCGUGCCGCAGCUCAAGUUCUACGAAGAAAUCAAAGACUACGAGAAGCUGGACUCCGAGGAAGAAAGACUCAGUCGCAGUCGGCAGAUCUACGACGGUUACAUCAUGAAGGAACUGCUGUCGUGUUCGCAUCCUUUCUCCAAAAAAGCCGUUGACCACGUCCAAAGUCACCUGGCCAAGAAGCAGGUCCCCCCCACGCUGUUCCAGCCGUACAUCGUGGAGAUCUGUGACAGCCUGCGAGGGAAAAUCUUCCUCAAGUUCAUUGAGAGCGACAAGUUUACGCGAUUUUGCCAGUGGAAGAAUGUGGAGCUCAACAUACACCUGACCAUGAACGACUUCAGCGUCCACCGCAUCAUCGGCCGCGGCGGCUUCGGCGAAGUUUACGGAUGCAGGAAGGCCGACACGGGAAAGAUGUACGCCAUGAAGUGUCUGGACAAGAAGCGCAUCAAGAUGAAGCAGGGCGAGACUUUGGCGCUGAACGAGCGGAUCAUGCUGUCGCUCGUCAGCACGGGGGACUGCCCGUUCAUCGUGUGCAUGACGUACGCCUUCCACACGCCCGACAAGCUCUGCUUCAUCCUGGACCUCAUGAACGGCGGCGACCUUCACUACCACCUGUCGCAGCACGGCGUGUUCAGCGAGAAGGAAAUGCGCUUCUACGCUGCCGAGAUCAUCCUGGGCCUGGAGCACAUGCACAACCGCUUCGUGGUCUACAGAGACCUGAAGCCCGCCAACAUCCUGCUGGACGAACACGGCCACGUUCGCAUCUCCGACCUGGGCCUCGCCUGCGACUUCUCCAAGAAGAAACCUCACGCCAGCGUGGGCACCCACGGCUACAUGGCCCCCGAGGUCCUCCAGAAAGGGACGGCGUACGACAGCAGCGCCGACUGGUUCUCGCUAGGCUGCAUGCUCUUCAAGCUCUUACGAGGGCACAGCCCGUUUCGGCAACACAAGACCAAAGACAAACACGAGAUCGACAGGAUGACGCUGACUAUGAAUGUGGAACUUCCUGACUCGUUCACGGCCGAACUCAAAGAACUUCUGGAAGGUCUCCUGCAGCGCGACGUCGCCAAGAGGCUGGGAUGCCAGGGCCGAGGGGCGUCCGAGGUCAAGGAGCAUCCCUUCUUCAAAGGCAUCGACUGGCAGCAGGUCUACCUGCAGAAGUACUCGCCGCCGUUAAUCCCGCCCAGAGGGGAAGUCAACGCCGCCGACGCGUUCGACAUCGGCUCCUUUGACGAGGAGGACACCAAAGGCAUCAAGCUCUUGGAUAGCGACCAGGAACUCUACAAGAACUUCCCGCUGGUGAUUUCCGAGCGUUGGCAACAGGAAGUUGCCGAGACGGUCUACGACGCCGUCAACUCCGACACGGACAAGAACGAGGCUCGCAAGAGGGCCAAAAACAAACAAUUGGGACACGAGGAAGACUACGCGCUCGGCAAGGAUUGCAUCAUGCACGGCUACAUGCUGAAGUUGGGCAACCCGUUCCUCACGCAGUGGCAGCGCCGCUACUUCUACCUGUUCCCCAACCGGGUGGAGUGGCGGGGAGAGGGAGAGUCACGGGAAACAUGGCUGGCGAAACACUUGACGCAGCUCAAAGACUCGCAAAACCUUCUGACGAUGGAGCAAAUAGUUUCUGUGGAGGAGACGCAGAUUAAAGACAAAAAGUGCAUCUUGCUGCGUAUCAAAGGAGGGAAGCAGUUUGUGCUGCAGUGCGAGAGCGACCCCGAGUUGGUGCAGUGGAAGAAAGAGCUGACCGACGCGUUCACCGAAGCUCAGAAAUUGCUGCGUCGCGCUCCCAAGGUCAUCGGCAAGAGUCGCACCGGCGGAGUGGUGGAGCUCUCCAAACCCCCCCUGACGCACCGCAACAGCAACGGCCUGUGAAUUGCGCGUGCUCAAGCGCGUCAUACGCGUCGCACGAACACACACAACACACGACGCAUUACGACCAAUUGAUGUUUUCCCGGCAUGGGACUUUUGCCAGAUGUGGAGUGGAAGCAGCAUGUGAAGAACUUUGCAUGAACACCCCCACCUAGGACCCCCCCUCACACACACACACACACACUCACGUUAUGAAGCGCGUCAGGCGACAACAUGGCGUCUUCCCGGAGGGAGCGGGCCGAACGUUCCGCUGUGGCAAACGGGAAGCCGACGCCGUUUCCUGUUGCUAUGGUAACUACACACUGGGGAGUCUUGUAUAUAUUUGUGUCUGUGUUUGCGACAUCUGUAUAGGAGGGGCGGGGCUAAAACGGGAAGCAUUUGUCACCAUUCGCGCAGGAAACAGGAAGCGAGCUCCGAAAGGAGGCGGAGUCAUCAACGUUAGCCCUGUUAGCAUCUCAGUGCUAAAAACACCCAAAAGACUUCUUGGUACAGUGCAGAAGAGGGACGAACGCGCACACGCGCUCUGGAAUGCUCAAGAAUGAAAAGAAGAAGAAGAAGAAGUGGCGUUCCGGAACAGACCUCGACCCCGACAGUCCUGAAGGAUCUCGCGGGUUCUGGAAUCGAAAUCUGGCGAUGGCUCGUGAACCAUGUGUAUUAUUCCACAUUUUCAAGACGUCUACAGUGCCCGCAAGUUUGAUGACAAAUUGAAAUUCUUGUUGAAUAUGCAACAAAAAUAUUUUUGGGGAAAACUUGGAUGCAUUUCGACCAUUCAGCAUGAUUGGGGCGCGUUCUGCAUCAUGCGUUGGGAGUGUUUCCCCCCAACAUUGUAGAAGGUCCUCCCAACAUUUUAGAGCAAUCGACGUUCCAGUUUUACUUGGACAACAAUCAAGAAAGAGCGUCGCCAACAUAAAACAUUCUCGAAUCAUCUGCGGUGUUCCAAACUUAAUGCUUGGAAACAGAAGCAAAAUGCUGUGGAAUAAACUUCCUAAAUCUUUUUGGAAUCAUUUCGAAGGCCCUUGUUCUCCGAGGCUCUACGACAUUUUCCAGAAUUCCACGUUCUGUAGCAUUCUAGGAUCUCCAGCGUUCGGCAUUGUUACCGUGUUUUAGUGUUACGCCAUCAACGUUGGACAGUCUUGUUCCGCAUUCUAGAAGGUUGUAUCGCUACGUACUUGGUUCAAAAUCCUUCUGGAAUGUUCUAGAGCGCUCCGGUGACGCCGAUAAGAGCUCGGCGAGUGCGGCGGCGGAGAUAGCGCCGUCAGCCCCGUUAGCGGCAUUAGCGCCGCCGGUUGGUCGGUCGGUGGCGGCGGGCGGGCGGGCGCCGCCCCGCCUCGCCUCGCCUCGCCGGGUGUUUUUAAUUUUAAUUUAAUUUUUUUUUUUU